UCCAGAGGUCCACAACUCCACUAUGGUAGAAGAAAAGGGAUACACCAUUAACAUCUUCACCAACAAAAUAAUCAACUCAAUAUACUCUCCCUCUAUAAGAAUCUCCCUGUUGUACUCUUUCAACUUACUAAACUUUCUACUUUACAAAAUGGCUUCUUUCCGUAGUUACACUCUCUCUAUUUCCUACUUCCUAAUUUUCUCAAUCCUCUUUACCCCUUUAUAUGGAGCGUUUGUUGAGGAAUUUUCUGACACCCUAACCAUAAAACGAAGUGAGAAAACGAGCCAUCUCCAUUUCUACUUCCAUGACAUUGUCAGUGGAAAAAAUCCUUCAUCAAUCAAAGUCAUUUCACCAGGAGGAGAUGGAAUCUACGGUUUUGGCAAAACUUUCAUUUUUGAUGAUGCAUUAACAGUAGGGCCUAAUGCAUCAUCUAAGGUUAUAGGAAGAGCACAGGGGAUUUACUCUAUCGCUUCCCAGAGUGAGCUUGCCUUGCUUAUGGCUUUGACCUUUGAGUUCACUGAAGGCAAGUAUAAUGGCAGCAGCAUAAGUAUUCUUGGGAGAAAUCCAGUUCCCAAAGAUGUUAGAGAGAUGCCUAUUGUGGGUGGCACUGCACUGUUUAGGUUUGCUAGAGGUUAUGCAUUGGCCCAUACUUCUAUGUUUGAUAUCAAGAGUGGAGAUGCUAUUGUAGAAUACAAUGUGUUUGUUCAACACUUUUGAAGUAAUUUAAGCGUAUAAAGUAGCAGUCCCAGGCGCAAUUAGUAUUUUUUUUUUUUUUUAAUUAUUCCAUCCAUGGCAAGCUAUUAAUGUCUUUUUAACUUUUCUGGAUGUUCUAAAUUAUUGUCUUCUUUUAAUCGAAAAAUUCUAUUCGUAAAUUUACAA
Molecule: messenger RNA, 877 nt
Organism: Nicotiana tabacum (common tobacco)
Lineage: Eukaryota; Viridiplantae; Streptophyta; Magnoliopsida; Solanales; Solanaceae
Product: dirigent protein 21-like
Source: RefSeq, a predicted model, not a curated record